Molecule: messenger RNA, 5504 nt
Organism: Stegostoma tigrinum
Lineage: Eukaryota; Metazoa; Chordata; Chondrichthyes; Orectolobiformes; Stegostomatidae
Exons: 11
Coding region: 1-4641 (1546 amino acids)
Biological process (GO): centrosome cycle; establishment or maintenance of cell polarity; regulation of cellular localization
Cellular component (GO): apical plasma membrane; cell cortex; nucleus
Molecular function (GO): protein kinase C binding
Source: RefSeq, a predicted model, not a curated record
AUGGUGAUUGAAAGAGGGCCGCCAACGGGAGCUGAAGGUGGGUCAACAUCUUACUGUGUUCGCAGGAGGAGAGACCUGCAAAGCCUGGUCUCUGCAGUCACAGCCUGCUCUGAUAUCACAGGAGGUGGACCUGUUCUGUUUGGCAUGGACAAAUGCUCCCACCACCAGAAAGUGGGUAAAUCUCAUCUGUGGAGCCUGAAGGGUCGUUGCCAUGGCCCUAAUGCCCUUAGAGAGGUAGGUGGCCUGAGGAUGAUUGAAGAGGAGUCCUGUCAACUUGCGCUAUUAAUUUUAUUGAGGCCUGAAUCUCAAAUCUUGGGCCCACUGGUUGGUUGCAUAUGUUACAAGCUGCCCUUGUCAGAGACGCUGAGGUACAUCGAGAUGGCAGAGAGUGACAUUGUGCCUGGCGGGCAGAGACUGAGGUUACGUGAGCGAAGGAGUACCGCAGGCCCCAGUGCAGAUCGUAAGGAGACCAGGGGUUGGGGUUCAGCCGGGCAGUGGGAGGAUGAUGUCUGCUUGGCCUCCUCCAAAAAUCAGCCUGGUCCCGGUGCCCCAGCCCUCCCGACCGAUCAGCUAUUCCAGACAUGCGCGAGGUCAUUGGGCAGAGCUGCCAUCCCACAGGCAGAAGGCCGAGAUUGCCCAGAUCCAGGAGUAGGCCGGGAACACAGACAGGCCCAGAAGGACAGAGGACCAAGAUGCACCUACUUAACAGAUAGUGUCCUGGGCUACCAGGAGCCUCCAGUCGACAGAGAGGGGAAAGCCCCCAAACAGGGCACCAAUCCAGGAUUAACGGGUAGGGAAUGGCCAGGAAUGAUCAGCUUGGGAGAUGUGCCUUGGCCAACCAGGGAGAAGCCUCCUCUGAAACUUACUGCCAAGACCUGGAGGCCUCCGAAAGGGUUCUGGAAAGUUCUCCGAAGGGAAACCGCACCUUUGGGCAAAAGACCGGGUACCUUUCAUGAUGUGAUUGCCCAGGAGAAGACCGGGAAUGCCAACACCUCAGAGCAUCUAAGCAGCCACAGCAGCGUCGGCUCGAGGGCUACGCCAGAGGGGUGGCCAGGGGCCGACGUUUUGCAGAGGUCUGCCACCGGGCCAGAGAAAUGGAGUGCAUGCAGGCUGGGCCAGCUGGAGGCACUUUGGAAGACGGACAGCUGGGAGAGUGUGGGCAGUCACCCUGGCCUAAUGUCGCUGAGCGAACGGGUGGAGAUGAACCGCUUCCUCCUGAAGAAAAUGCUGAAGACAGCUGACUGGCUCGAAGGUCAGUCCCAGGAGGUCUCCACAGCCCACAUCUGCCAACGUGAACCCCUCCUGCUGGCAGACCACAACUUCCCUGGAAAUGAACUCAUCAAGCAAGGCUGCGGGACGGUACAGAGCGACAGUGACUGGGACUCCGGCAUUUCUCUACAAGAAUCUGAGCACGGUGUGAGAACCUUUGUGUCGCCUGGCCAGCUGCCCCUGAGUCGCAGACACGAGCAGGCAAAGCUGCUACUCGAGAGAGCUCGAAUGAAGGCCCGAGCCAGUCCUCUGAAAGCAGAUCACAGCAUUCUACCCAUCGAGCGGAGCCCUCAGGAUGCCCAUGUGGAUGGCAGCUCGCCACCAAAGAGGGGGCCCACCUCCAGAGAGUGGUCCUGUCUAGGCGCCCCCGGUGGCAAACCCCAUCACGGAGGGUGGGAAAAAUGGAGCCAAUCGCCGAGCCGCGUGAGGUUUGAGGACGAGUCGAUCCAGGAGGCUGAGGACUGCUACCAGCUGCAGAGAAGAUGCCGGGCUGAGCCCUCGGGCCACCGGGUGACUAGGGACCUGCCUGGCCUCCCAGCCUAUCGAUUGCCCAGGAAGGAGGGCUUGCUGAGGGUCGACGUGGAAGACGCUGUUAAAGCACGUGGCAAAGCUCCCCGGCCACGGGGCAAUGCUGUCCCACACGCCAGCAGUGAGAUACCAGCUGGUGCAGCGUCUCUCCCCCCUUCUCUCCCCGCCUUCUGCAUUGACGGUAAGUGUAGCUCUUGUGGCUUCUACAUCAUUUCAGAGCCGGCGGUGGGUGGGCUUGAGCCCCCUUCCUAUGAAUUUCCGGAUCCCAGGCUCAGAGCCCUGGGUGAGGAGGUCUACCUCCCCGGUCAGCUGGAAAUUCCCCGGGAUCCUGUGCCCAGCCUGAGUGUGGGGCCUGGAGAUGUGGUUUCCUCGCUGACUCCCAGAACCAUACCUUGUGGGGCUCUUCUGUCAGGGCCAAGGAUCACAAUCGAGCCCAUUAGGGAGACCUACAUUGGCGAUGUGACUUCCAUCGAUGACAUCCCUGUGAUUGGCGUGACUGCUUGCAGCCCAGGCGACACAGAAAGGGAGGAUUGUAAAGGCACGAGAGUCACAUCAUGCUACCACGUUGUCGUGUCAGGCAGCGAGGGACGGAGAGCAGGAAAUGUCGGAGCCCCUGCCCCUCACAUAGACUCGCCAAAGAGUGACCUUGGGGAGAACGGUGCCCCCUCCGAUCCUCGGACAGCCCCGGCCGAUUGUGGGUCAGGGUCCAGAGCGGAGAUGGAGGAGAGGGGGAGAGUCUGUGGCCAGCAGUGCUGUGGAGUUGAGAGCACUGGCCGACUGGGACGGUGUGCUGAUUCCAGUGUUUGUGUGCCAGGGGUCAGUCCUGAAGCAGACCUAAACUCAGAACAGGUUCUGGAGAUGCACUCCCUUUACAAGAAGAAGCAACAGCAACUGCCCCAUCCUGCAUCACCAUGCCCAGUAGGGAGGCCCGAUCACAGCCCUGACCAGAGCCAGGGGGUCUCCAGCUUGUCGUGCCUGCCCCUUCCUCUGGAAAGUGGCAUGAGGGGUCUUGGAAACGGGCAGGGAGAGGAGGCCCGAGGUGGACCUAGGGAACCUGAGACAAACCCCGCGCUCCCCCCAAACCUCCCAGUUAAGGGUUGCAGCCGGCACCCGUCACUGAAGAGGCCGCCGGGCAGCAAAGAUAAGCCAGGCUCAUGCCAGCAGGGCAGAGUGCUGCUCACCGACACAGACAGCCACAUCACACACCCUGGCAGCUGCCCAUCUCCACAGGGUGAUGCAGGGAGACCGCCCGACACCCCAUCCCUUCUAGAAGCUUCUUCCCUUCACCCUCAGCGACAGGUGCCACGUGACCACACAUGGGCCUCGUGCCCUUCAGAACCCGGUGCCCACCCACUGCCUGAUUCAGACCCUCCCUGCCUGAGGGACCCACUGGCCGAUAGCUCAGGCCAGAGCUUGGGAAGACGGACCCCCAGCAUGGGGAGACUCUCCAUGGCGACCCAUUGGCCCAUGAAUCCAAACAGCGGGCUCUCCCCCUCUGAGUACGAUGGGUCUAUCGAAGUCAGCAAAACUGGGAAUAGUUGGAGCAGUGUUGAUGUUGAGGGAAUGUCCACAUCCAAGAAGACUGCUGAGAAAGACCUCAGUAAAACAGGUAAGUGGACAACCCAUAUCCUAUCUGAGAGCUUAGGCCUGUGGAAUGGUCGCGUGCAGGAUAUUGUGGUCAGUGUGGUCAGCGCCGGAGUUUGGAUAUUGUUCAGGAAUGGUCUCCUCGGUUCAAAGUCUGUACUUAUUCCACACGGAGGUCAUUGGGAGGCAUGGGGAGAAUGUGAGAACAUGGUGUGGCAUAGAUCCGUGUGGAUGGUGAUGGUUAAGGCAGCCUACAUGCUGUUGCAGUUCCUCUCUAUUUUAGCAGAACGGAAGCUCCCAAAGGUGAGGAUAUGGCCCCGCGACAACACUGAUAGACCGGAGGAGCCAAAUCCAGCCGGAGCUUCAGAUCUUCGGGAGUGUCAGGGAUUGGCACAGCCUCCUGAGGCAGAUCCCGCUGCCUAUCAGUCCGGGAACAGGCCAUACGUCUGCAGAAAGAGUCCUGCCCACCACUCGACCAGCUGUGCUUCAGAGGACAACCAAGUGUUAAUAGACCCCGGCUACAGCCCUGAAUCUUGGCGUGUUACUGAGAGCCAGCAGAGACCACGCUCCGCCCUGAAGGCCUAUUUCUCUUCCAUUGGCCACAGUGCCGUCAGGAAACUAAGCAAGCUCCGCUCGGCCAGUAUGGAGCAGCUUAGCCCCCCGUCAGCGAACCCUCAGCCUGCAGUGAAGAGCAGCGAGGAGAUUGAAGCAAGGCUGAGGAAGAAUCCUUCUCUCCAGUCUCUCCAGCUGGCGUCCCCAUUGGCACAUCUGAGGAAAGCUAUCUCUUUCCAAUCUCUUCGCCCCCAGGCACGAAGAAAUCGUUCCAGUUCCUACCUGGUGCAGGAGGUGCCAGAGGCUGGCUUGGGAAGGAGUGAGGCCCAGCCUCCUGGCAGCAGCCCAGUGAUGGCUCUCCAUGGAGGAGACUUUGCUCCAGCCAGAUACCCGACACUCAUUGGCCAAGUGACGCAGAGAUUCGCUGAUGCCAGCUUCAUUCUUGAACUCUCCAAACCAGCAGGGGCGCUGUUUGGGUUUCAUAUCUCCAGAUUGGGUGGACGUAUAUUUAUUCACCAGUUGGCAGAUCAGAAUGCUGAGAAACUGUACACUGGAUUGCUGGAAGUGGGGGAUGAAAUUCUGGAGGUGAAUGGGGAAAGUGUUGAGGAUCUGAGCUUCACUGAGGUGAACAACCUGAUUCUGGAGCACAGUACAGUGUACAUUUGGAUCAGAAGGCAUAAUGGGACUAGACAGUCACAUCAGCAGUAAUGGCCAUUGGCCUGAGAUUUGAAUUCUGUCCAAGCACAGCACUUUCAGGAUUUACACACACUCCAAAACUUAUCCACCUGAAUCCUUGUACCCAGAAAAUGGGCUUGGGACUGUAAUAAGUUGCCAGUUGGGUGCCUAUCAAAGUCUGGGGUCCUGCAUGUUUACAUACAGCGUUACUGGGAAAGAUAAGGUGGCUUCAAAAUUUGAAACAAUUCCGAAUGCAUCUGCUUUCCACAACCUGUUGUCACCUCAGGAGGGGUCCUGAAUUCAUAUCGAUGUUAAGCAUUCUUAUCAUUCAAUGUCCGAUGUGGCAUAUUGAAUCUCCUCACUGGGGUAACUGUUGAAUCUACUUUUCCCAAGGUCUGAUUAGUUGGAACGUUCCUCAAUAUCUGAUUGGUUGGACAGUCCUGCUGACCCUCAGUAUUGAUCUGCACCUUCACAUUCUGCAGGAAUUGCGCUUUGUAUUAAAACUGAGAUUGAUCCUUUGCUCUCCCAACCAAGCCAUUCCCUGAUGUCGGGGAGUUUAAUAAGCCCGUGUACUGAGAACUGCAAACACAGCUUGAACCAGAUUUGUAUCUUCGUCACAAUGUACAGAACAAUGGACAUGAAUGAUAAAAUAAACUGGACUACUGGACCAAGGUAAUAUGGUCUUGCUCUGUCAGAAGGUAGCUUCCAGACACUAGCAAACCAUCACCAUACCAGCCUUCUUAAACUAAGAGAACUCUGAGGCUUUAUUCCUUCAUCCAGCAGCAGUUCCAAUUUCAGUGGCUUCAUCGCAGAGACUGCAUCGUCCUUGUCAGUAAUAUUUUAUAAAUCUUUAACACAGAAACAAAACUCAUAAAAUAAAUUUGCCAUUUAUUUAA